Molecule: messenger RNA, 733 nt
Organism: Anneissia japonica
Lineage: Eukaryota; Metazoa; Echinodermata; Crinoidea; Comatulida; Comatulidae
Product: juvenile hormone acid O-methyltransferase-like
Exons: 4
Coding region: 74-733 (219 amino acids)
Molecular function (GO): S-adenosylmethionine-dependent methyltransferase activity
Source: RefSeq, a predicted model, not a curated record
UGAUUGAUUGAUUGAUUGAUUAAUUGAUUGAUUAAUUGCUUGAUCACAGAUCCUAUAUUGAUUAUCGGUCAUAAUGAACUCGAAAGAAGCUGCUCUUUAUUCUAAAACUAGAGGAGUACAAGUUGCUGCAUACAGACUCUAUAUGCCAGAUUUGGAAAUUAAGGCAGACAACAAAAUCCUGGACGUCGGGUGCGGAACUGGUGAUCUUGCGUAUGAGUUUGGUGACGUUGCUCAGUCAGUAAUUGGUUUUGACAUUUCAAAGGAGAUGAUCGAUUUUGCCAGACAUAACUAUAAACGUCCAAAUGUGACCUACGAAGUGGCAGAUGUCUUAAGCUGUGUUGACAUAUUUCCAGACUGGAAAGGCGCAUUUGACAAGAUUGUAUCUAUUCUCGUAUUGCACUGGGUGAAAGAUCAGAGAGGAGCGUUUCAAAGUAUCCAUGACUGCCUAAAACCUGGUGGAGAGUGCUUCCUUCUAUUUUCCGGUCCGAUGAAUCAAAUGCUGGGACAUGGUGAUGAUGAACUUCCGCAUUACUUGAAGAAUCAUGAUAAAUGGAGAGAACACCUUAAAGGUUACGAGUACAAGUUUUAUAACCGACUAACAUUAGAAGAUAACGUGAAGUUAUUGGAAUCAGUUGGCUUUGAGGUGGUAAAAGGUCAUUCAUACAAACCUGAGGAACUUGACAUUGACAAAGAUCAGAUAAAAGUAGUGGUUGAGGUUGUGUAUGAAACAUGA